AUGAUCUCAAGCGAGCAAUUACUCGAGAAUGCCGCCCUAGACGGCUCUAUCGACGUGUAAGUUGGUAUCUCCCCUCCUAUAGACGGCUUGCGCUGACUUGCGACAGCGCGGAAUGGGCGCGUGUGCUUGAGUUCCUUCUAGACAGACUGCACGAAAUAGUCUUCAACGAGUUUCCCAUUCCUGCCCUCCCGAUACCGCGGACACUGCCAUCCACGAUCGAUCCAGAAGUCGUCGCCUCCACGCCGCCACGCAACCCCACCAGCGAGACCGACAACACAGAACAAGAGCUGCCAGACGCAGAGAACGAGCCUCCAGCAAACAGCCAAAGCAGCACGAAGGAGAAUGACGCGCCCAGAGAACUUGCCGCUGGCCGGCCGCCCUCAGGCCACCAUCCCGGAUACCCAGGCUAUGAGAUCAGUCAAUCGCAGCAGACGGAAGAGAUGGGGCCUCUAGCGAUGCCCGAGCCUGGCACGCUGCCACCUGAACUCCUGAGCUCGUAUCAGAUGUCGAGGCGAAUACUGGAACAUGACUUCGUGCACAGCCCUCCGUAUACCAUCCAGCGCCUCGCCGAGCUUGUGCUACACCCGAGAAAGCACUACCGCUUCCUACCCGCGUACCUACGUGCUCUUGAUCGUAUUAUUUCGGUGAGCUCGCCUGUGUCAGAUUUUCCGCUGCCAGCGCUACACAACUCACUGAACGGCGGCUUCCUUACCAACGGAGAGGCACAAACAAAUGGGAUUAGUGAAAGAGAGGGUCUUGGAAGUGACGAGAGCUUGGGAGGUGCUCUGCUGACACCGAUUCCAUGGCUGAGGAAUCAGAAUAGCAUGGCGGGACAAUCAACGGGCUCACAGGGAGCUGAAGGCGAGCUACAUAGCGAAAGCACCGAGACGAUUGAGGGGCCCCACGGUGCUGGCAGCAUCGAGACAGUGACCGUGACUGUGAACGGCAUACCGAGCGCCACUGCAGGCCAGCAGCAGCAGCAGACGCAGCAAACGUCUUCGUCUCCCAUUGCGUCGCCAACCUUGUCAGAGCAGAGCGAUGCUAGUACCUCCUCUGCUUCGUCAACGGAGGCGCAGCUGAGAGACCAGGGUGGAGUCACGCAGGGAGAACUACUACGACAAGAGCAAGAGGCAGGAGUUGUGCCCGUCAAUCCUUCGGGAAAUCAUACGACGCCGCGGAGAACGCUCUUACAGGGAGGUGCGGCAGCUGUUGGGCGGGAUGCACCUGGUCCUGCUGCAGCGCAGGGAGCGCCGGACAUUGCGAUUGAAGAGGAGCAACCACAUGCCAGAGGACCAGAUGUGAUUGGUAUGGAGGACAUGGGGCCGCAGCCACACCCCAUAGACUCCUCGGGCGGUGUGCUGGACAUGGAAGCUGCGGUAGGGAGGGGAAGAAGCAAAUCACCACAGCCUCCGCCUGCAGAUGGAGACGAGAUGCCGUUUGAGAAGAGCGAGAGUCAGGAAAUGAAGGACGCGGAGAUUGGCGAGCCGGGAAAGCCAGGCCAGGACCCACAGGAUGUCGAGAAGGAAGUCGAGAAGCUGAGGGAGGCGAUGAAUCGCGAGAAGGAGGCUGAGGCCAAAGAUGCGGAUGGAGAUGUAAUCGUCGCGGAUGCGGAUGGAGAGCCCGUGGGUGCCGAGGAGAAGAAGGAAGCUCCUGGUGACCCCGAGCCAGACGCCGUGGACACGACAGCAUUGUAA
Lecanosticta acicola is the source of this 1694-nucleotide messenger RNA. NCBI's taxonomy places the organism in Eukaryota, Fungi, Ascomycota, Dothideomycetes, Mycosphaerellales, Mycosphaerellaceae. The record is from the annotation of a GenBank genome assembly.